Molecule: messenger RNA, 2706 nt
Organism: Pezoporus occidentalis (night parrot)
Lineage: Eukaryota; Metazoa; Chordata; Aves; Psittaciformes; Psittacidae
Gene: NIM1K
Product: NIM1 serine/threonine protein kinase
Exons: 4
Coding region: 1297-2604 (435 amino acids)
Biological process (GO): intracellular signal transduction; microtubule cytoskeleton organization; protein phosphorylation
Cellular component (GO): cytoplasm
Molecular function (GO): ATP binding; protein serine/threonine kinase activity; tau-protein kinase activity
Source: RefSeq, a predicted model, not a curated record
ACUACCACUUGCCUUUUCUUUACCCUUACGUGGUGCCUUCGGCCUCUGCUCCUCUUGGUCACUCAGAUCAGGGUUUAGAGAGCAGCUCCUCCUGGCCGUGUCACAUGACCCCUUUUAGUGUGGCACCUUAGGUGACUGUCUACCUUCCCUAAGCUCCAGGCACUGAGUUACUGGUCUGAUUCCCUCCCCCUCAAUCUGAUGCAGGGCAGCAGCAAUGAGGUGUCUCCUGCAUUCACCAGUGCUGCAGGCUGAGAGCAGGGAAGGUGAGCAUUGCCAUAACCUGCACUGCCUUUGUGUCCAGCUCACCGCCCUCAGGCACAUGGCUGUAUGAUCUGCAGUUGCUGAUCAACUCCUGGUUUUUAAGGUUAAGGAAGAAAGGUGAAGAAGAAAAAAAUGGUGUACUGCUUUAAAGGAGGAACAUGCAUCUGGCAAAAUUUUGAGAAGGCUCAAGGCGUUAAAGAAAGCUCAUCUAAAUAAAGGAGGGUUAACGUGACAUUGCAGUUACUUAAUCCUGUAUUGUCCUGCCAUGUGACUGCGGGAUACUGAAGUGCAGCGUUUCUUUUGCCUGCUGCACAGAUUAUGGUUUUCUUGUCAUCCCUUAGGGUCAGUUGCUUUGUUAAACCUGCAAUGGGAAGGAAACAGAGGGGCAGCAAACUUUUUACAGCAAGGCUUCAAGGUACAGUGAUAUUUCCAAGACACUCUGACAAGCUCACAGGCUGAAGAAUGAAUCCAAGGCAAACCCUGCUUUCAGCUUUUGGACUGGUACCAGACUCAAGGAGAACUAUCCUGUUAAAGUCAGCUAUUCAAAAUGAACUGGAAACAUCUGGAUUUAUUCAGAGCAGUUUAUCAGCUAUUUGUUUGACUUCUAUCAAGUUUAGUUUUCAGAGCAGCAAGCUAAAGCCUGAAAAUUUGUGUCAAAUGUCUUGCAUGUGUCAAAUGUACUGCAUAGUAGCAGCAACUUGCUGCUUUCUUGCACCAAGUUUACAGUUUUAAUUGCAAAGCUUCAUUUAUCUUGUAGAUUAAGAUCCUGAUGUAUUAAAUCCAUUAGUGAGAGAUGGAUGUAAACAGCUUCCAGUUUUAUGUUUGAUUUCAAACAGAACUGCAAUAUGUUGAUGUGCCAGAUUUGCUUCUGAAGUGAUUCCAAACUAAUCCUUGGACUGUCAGUAAGCUGCUUUUUUUUUGCUAAGUUUGUCACAGUGUUCAUGAUGUGCAGGACUGCAUAUUCAUACAGAAUCAUUUAAUUUAAACUCCUUAUUGGAACAUCUUGUUUAAAUGGGGAAGUGACUACCCUAGACUAUGACAACAGGAUAUAUGAAUGGAGGAAGUCUUGGAAAACGUUGCUAUUCCAGGUGGCAUCGUGUGGACAGUGGAGAAGACGAUGGGCACCCAGAGUGCUAUGGAGGAGAGGAAGAGGGCAGGGAGCACAGGAUGACCCCAUUUGAGAAACUAAUGCAUGACAUGUCCCAGAAUGAAAAAGUGGUGAGAGAAUUAACCCUGGGAAAGAGAAUUGGCUUCUAUCGAGUCAGAGGAGAAAUAGGAAGUGGCAGUUUCUCACAAGUGAAGAUCGGAAUUCAUUCCCUAGUCAAAGAGAAAGUCGCAAUAAAGAUUUUGGACAAGACGAAGUUAGACCAGAAGACUCAACGCUUGCUGUCUCGUGAGAUAUCCAGCAUGGAAAAACUGCACCACCCAAAUAUCAUCAGACUGUAUGAAGUUGUGGAGACGCUCUCAAAACUGCACCUGGUGAUGGAGUAUGCAGGAGGUGGGGAGCUCUUCACUAAAAUCAGUACAGAAGGCAAGCUGCUAGAAACGGAAUGUAAAAUAAUCUUCUCCCAGAUUGUGUCUGCUGUGAAGCACAUGCAUGAGAAUAAUAUCAUUCACCGGGACUUAAAAGCAGAAAAUGUCUUCUACACAAGUAACACCUGCGUUAAGGUGGGAGACUUUGGAUUCAGCACAGUAAGUAAAAGAGAUGAAACUUUAAAUACUUUUUGUGGCUCUCCUCCUUACGCUGCCCCUGAACUCUUCCGAGAUGAAAACUAUAUUGGCAUUUACGUAGACAUCUGGGCACUGGGAAUCCUGUUAUACUUCAUGACAACGGGUAUUAUGCCAUUUCGGGCAGAUACAGUGGCCAAACUGAAAAAGUGCAUUCUUGAAGGGACAUACAGUUUGCCUUCCUGCCUCUCAGAAACUUGCCAGAAACUGAUAAAAGGAGUCCUUCAGCCAGUACCAACCAAACGAUACUCCGUCAAACUUAUCAUGAACAGUGAAUGGAUGCAAGGGAUACAGUACCCCAGACCUCUACAGCCCUUUAAACUGGAUCCGAGGUACUUAUCAGACAUCAGUGCACUCAAAGAGGAAGAUAUUGAAGUCAAAAAUAUUCUUGAAGAUCUGGGAAUCACAGAAGAGCACAUUCAAAACAACCGGGGAAGAGAUGCACGCAGCUCAGUAACAGGGGUCUACAGAAUCGUUCUGCACAAAGUUCAGAAGAAAAGGGCACUCGAAUGUGUUCCUAUCAUGUCCCAUUCAGACCCCAAAGAACAAGACCUGAGGGGAGGAAUCCAUUCUUACAGCAGGAUGAACACAUCCAAGCUGUGUUCUAUUCUAUAAACUGCACUGCAGGCUUUAUAAUUUGCAUAUUUAACAAAGGGUUUUAUUAACAAGUUCUGGCACCACAUUUUUUUGUAACUUUUGAAUAAACCAAGAAUGCCU